ACAGAUAUAGUAUCUUACUUCGUCCUUGUUAUAACCACAUCUAACUUGAUUUUUCGGCUGCUGUCUACGGUAUAUAAAGACUUAAGUUUUCGUAGAAAAUCAUUCACAUCUGUAGCUGAAUACCUCAAUAAACUUGAAAAUGUUCGCAAAGGUUGUUGUUCUUUUCGCUGCCAUCGCAGCUGUUCAAGGUAGUGGCCUUAUCGGAGCCGGCUAUGGAUAUGGAGCUGGAUAUGGAUUAGCCCGUGCACCAGCCCUUGUUGGAACGGCUGUAGUUCCCGCAGUCUCUUCUUCAAAAACCGCCAUCAACCACAUCGUCCCUGUCGGAAUUGCUGCUGCUCCCGUCGCCUUGACUGCUGCUCCUGUUGCUGUAGCUGCUGCUCCACUGGGUCUUGCUGGACAAAGAAUCGCCGCCGCUCCUUUUGCUUAUGGAAACGGACUGAUCGGUAACGGUCUUCUCGGUGCCGGUGUAGUAGGCCACGGAAUCGCUGCUGCCCCACUUGCUUAUGGAAACGGGCUAAUUGGUAACGGUCUUCUUGGUGCUGGUGUUGUAGGCCACGGAAUCGCUGCUGCGCCCCUUGCUUACGGCAAUGGAUAUCUUGGUUUGGGAGCUGGGAAACUCGCUGUUGGAGGAGGCCUUGCCAAGGCAAUCUUGUAAAAUUUUUGUUCUACGAUUUUCAGUGUAAAUAUGCUAAACUAAAUUAUUAAAUUAUACAACAAUAAAUUAUGAAUUUUA
This is a messenger RNA of Stegodyphus dumicola, 733 nucleotides long. RefSeq lists its product as uncharacterized. NCBI's taxonomy places the organism in Eukaryota, Metazoa, Arthropoda, Arachnida, Araneae, Eresidae. The record is from RefSeq and is a predicted model, not a curated record.